Messenger RNA from Macrosiphum euphorbiae (potato aphid), 327 nucleotides. Lineage: Eukaryota; Metazoa; Arthropoda; Insecta; Hemiptera; Aphididae. The record is from the annotation of a GenBank genome assembly.
AUGUGUUCCAUGGUCAAACAAUUUUCAUCAUACCACCAACAUGUAGCGAGAUCCAAAAUUUUUUCAAUUGUCUCAGAACUAGAAUUACAGCACAUAAACCAACAAUCAUGUAAUCGACCAAAAACGACACCAAAUCCACAGUCUGUAUCUCAUACACCAAUACAUGACCAACAAGACACUUAUCAGUACCCGAUCCCAAGUACCAGUCAAUACCAUUUUGCAUCAUCUACACCACAUCUCCCACACGGUCAACAAUAUAAUUACGAGUCUGAAACAUCAUCUGACAACAGUUAUUUUAAUAUAGUACAUACACAAGGUAAACAAUAA